Girardinichthys multiradiatus is the source of this 4141-nucleotide messenger RNA. RefSeq names its product TLE family member 3, transcriptional corepressor b (gene tle3b). The record is from RefSeq and is a predicted model, not a curated record. The coding region runs from base 632 to 2923 and encodes 763 amino acids. Gene Ontology annotation, cellular component: transcription regulator complex; nucleus. Lineage: Eukaryota; Metazoa; Chordata; Actinopteri; Cyprinodontiformes; Goodeidae. The transcript is spliced from 21 exons. Gene Ontology annotation, biological process: regulation of DNA-templated transcription; negative regulation of canonical Wnt signaling pathway. Gene Ontology annotation, molecular function: protein binding; transcription corepressor activity.
GCACAGUCUGUGUGUGGUACAGCGCGCGGCGGAGGAGCUGGGUACCAACGGCAAGCUGGCGGUGAAUUUCACAACGCUCGAUAUUUUAACAAAAAUAACUGGUUCAGUCGACAGUUCAUACUAUCAGGAGGUACUGGAGAAUUUGCGUACGGCUGCAGGAUCUAACUAAGCCGGCUUUAAAAGUUGUCUGGGGUCGUUGAGACGGACUAGUCGAGGGGUUUCCAGCGUCUGAUCGGUUGGACGGAAUCACCGGGCUUUAAAGGAUUCUCGAGGGGCCGAAGAAGACGACGCGCACAAAAAACGGGAACGACGAGAGACGUUUUUUUGCUCUUUAUAUCUGCGGUGACAGUGGAAAGUCGAUCAUAUUCGGCAGUGUGGAUACUAUUUCUUACCUGUACCGAGGAGGGAGGAAUCAGUCGAGACAAAGGUACAAAACAAGGCUGGGGAGGUGACACAUCCACUGGUCGGGGUCUGAAAGUGCGUCUCGCAGACCAGAAAAGGCUUUGUCCGCCGCCAUCCUGCAUAUACAGGGGAGGGGGUGGCGGUGAUUUACCGCAGCUUCUCUGGGAUUUACAGGAGAAAAAAAAAAAAGGAGAAAAAUACAUCGAUUCCCUUGUGUAAAAGACUCGACAUGUAUCCACAAGGCCGGCAUCCGGCACCUCACCAACCAGGCCAGCCUGGCUUCAAGUUCACAGUAGCGGAGUCCUGCGAUAGGAUCAAAGACGAAUUUCAGUUCCUGCAGGCCCAGUACCACAGUCUAAAAGUUGAGUAUGAUAAACUGGCCAAUGAAAAGACUGAAAUGCAGCGCCACUAUGUCAUGUACUAUGAGAUGUCCUAUGGACUCAACAUUGAAAUGCACAAACAGACUGAAAUUGCCAAACGCCUAAAUGCAAUUCUGGCUCAGAUCAUGCCAUUCUUGUCACAAGAGCAUCAACAGCAGGUGGCUCAAGCUGUUGAGAGGGCUAAACAGGUGACAAUGACUGAGCUGAAUGCUAUCAUCGGGCAGCAGCAGCUUCAGGCUCAGCACCUCUCUCACGCUGCCCACGGCCCCCCAGUCCAGCUGCCCCCCCACCCUUCGGGCCUCCAGCCGCCCGGCCUCCCCCCGGUGACGGGAGCCGGCUCCGGCUUGCUGGCUCUGGGCGCUCUUGGCAGUCAGGCCCACUUGCCUGUGAAGGAUGAGAAAAACCACCACGACCUAGAGCACCGAGAGCGUGAGUCCAGCACGAAUAACUCGGUGUCGCCUUCAGACAGCCUGCGGGUAGCGAGUGAGAAGCACCGCAGCUCUUCAGACUACAGCCUGGACUCAAAGAAACGAAAAGUGGAUGACAAAGACAGCAACAGAGGAUAUGACAGUGACGGGGAGAAAAGUGACGACUUGGUGGUGGACGUGUCCAACGAGGAUCCAGCCACCCCUCGAGUCAGCCCGGCUCACUCUCCUCCUGAAAACGGUCUGGACAAGUCCCGAGUGCUGAAGAAGGACGCGGCCCCCAACAGCCCUGCCUCGGUUGCCUCUUCUGGCAGCACACCGUCAUCUAAGGCGAAGGACCACGCCCAUAACGACAAGUCGUCAACACCCAGCCUGAAGUCCAACACCCCGACACCCAGGAACGAGGCCCCGACACCAGGAACCAGCACCACACCAGGACUGCGGCCUUUGUCCAUGGGAAAACCACCCGGCAUGGAAGCAUUAGCUGCCCCGGCCCUCCGUACUCCUCUGUCUAUUGCUGGUUCUUAUGCCUCUCCAUUUGCCAUGAUGGGUCAUCAUGAAAUGAACGGGUCCCUCACCAGCCCAGGCGUGUAUCCGGGUCUUAUCUCACCACAGAUGAGCGCUGCAGCUGCUGCCGCCUAUGGACGCUCACCAAUUGCAGGGUUUGACCCCCAUCCUCACAUGCGAGCUCCAGGCCUGCCAACAAGUCUCACUUCCAUUUCAGGAGGAAAACCAGCUUACUCUUUUCAUGUAAGUGCAGACGGUCAGAUGCAGCCCGUGCCCUUCCCUCCAGAUGCACUGAUGGGCCCCGGCAUCCCGCGCCAUGCUCGUCAGAUCAAUACGCUGAGUCACGGGGAAGUGGUGUGCGCCGUCACUAUCAGCAACCCCACUCGUCACGUCUACACUGGUGGAAAGGGUUGUGUCAAGAUCUGGGACAUCAGUCAACCAGGCAGCAAGAGCCCUGUGUCCCAACUUGACUGCCUGAACAGAGACAAUUACAUCCGCUCGUGCAAGCUGCUGCCCGACGGCCGCACCCUGAUCGUGGGCGGCGAGGCCAGCACGCUGACCAUCUGGGACCUGGCCUCGCAGACGCCUCGCAUAAAGGCCGAGCUCACGUCCUCCGCUCCAGCCUGUUAUGCUCUGGCCAUCAGUCCCGACGCCAAGGUCUGCUUCUCCUGCUGCUCCGAUGGAAACAUUGCCGUGUGGGACCUCCAUAACCAGACUCUUGUCAGACAGUUCCAGGGCCACACAGAUGGAGCCAGCUGUAUUGAUAUUUCCCAUGACGGGACCAAACUGUGGACCGGAGGGCUCGACAACACAGUCCGCUCUUGGGACUUGAGGGAGGGCCGGCAGCUUCAACAACAUGACUUCACCUCACAGAUCUUCUCACUGGGCUACUGUCCCACUGGAGAAUGGCUGGCUGUGGGAAUGGAGAGCAGCAAUGUUGAAGUACUUCACCACACCAAGCCAGACAAGUACCAGCUGCAUCUACACGAAAGCUGUGUCCUCUCACUCAAGUUUGCCUACUGUGGUAAAUGGUUUGUGAGCACGGGGAAGGACAACCUGCUGAAUGCAUGGCGGACUCCUUAUGGUGCCAGCAUAUUCCAGUCAAAGGAGUCAUCGUCUGUCCUGAGCUGUGACAUUUCUGCAGAUGACAAAUAUAUUGUGACAGGAUCUGGUGACAAGAAGGCCACGGUCUAUGAGGUGAUCUACUGAAGAUAUGAAGCUCCCACUCUGCUUCAGCACUUCUACUGAGAUUAUUUGCCAGAUCUAAUGUGGACUACAACAGAUUGAGGCAAACUACAUUUUUCUCAAACUGUUUUUGGAUAUCAGCUGCACUGUUGGCCUGUGGAAACUUAUCCUGGAAGGAUUUUUUUGUCCCUUGUUUUAGGGUUGUACAUUUUUUGGAUCCGAUCAGUCGGAGCAGAACUUCUUUUCUGAGAAACUAGUUCCUCAAACAUGUACAUUGUGUACAUACUGGAUUAAAUAAGACAUUUUAUAUAUUAUAAAAGUAAAUAUAUAUUUUCAUGUCCUGGGUGUACUUGUGAUUAUCGUUUUGGUUGCUCUCAUCUGAGUGAGAAACCAAAACACGGACCAUAACUUUUUAACUAUUGCACCCUGACUGUUUUCUAUAGAACAUUUUGCAGGCUGAUCUUUCCAGGAAUCGACCAGAAGCGCUUGAAACUUGCAAUGUUGAACAUUUCAUAAAGACUUUUAAAAAAAAUGGCCUUACGUCACAUUGCUCUUAAUGGACAGACUGUGGUCGGAUAUCUGACUCAGGUGGAACCUCUACAAGAUCAAGUGGGACAUUGCUUCAGGAAAAGAGACGGAUGUAAAUUUACUUUCUGUAUAAAAACUGUACACGUGUCCUAAUGUUCUGGUCUGUGGGGGCUUUCCCUGUCUGUAUUGAUCGCCUGUGGCAGAUGAGACGUUAAAGCUCAGUCUGACCCUUGGACCUCAGUUGGCAGCAGAAACAUUGCAACAGGCGCAAACUGAAUGACUGUGUGCUUUUUCUAACUUGAUGUUAUACUGAUUCUUUAGCUGCUCCCCUGAUUUCUAUUGAAACUAAAUUUCAGCAGUCCGGUGCUGCUGGAAUUCCCGUGCCCUUUGUAUCCUACCAAUAUCCUUGGACUAUGUUUAUUUGGCUGUGAUGGAGAGGAAGACACAUUGUACAUGUCAGUCUGUCUUCACAGAAAUGUUCAGUGCCUGUAAAUGCUUUCGAGGACAGAGAGAAGCACACUUACAUGUAAACACAUACUGUAGUUAGCAAAUGAAGCUGACGGUAAAUACUUCUGGUUUUUGUUACUGUGCUUCUCAUCCUGCCGGCAUGUACAACAAAAGGGGCGAACUGCACCUCUGAUUCACACCAAAGUAUGUAGCAAUUACUGUCAGCACUGAAAACAAAUGUACAGGUAAUAAAUCAAUAAAACAGUU